AUGCAUGUUGCUAACAACAAGUUCAGUGAAACGCUGCAGAGGCUGCAGACGUUUAAGACUAUGUAUGACUACAAUGCAAGGCUCAAAACAUUUGCUGACUGGCCCUUUACUGAAAACUGCAAGUGCACGCCUGAAAAUAUGGCAAAGGCUGGCUUUAUACAUUGUCCAACAGAGAAUGAGCCGGAUGUUGCCUGCUGUUUUUUCUGCCUCAAAGAAUUGGAAGGCUGGGAGCCAGAUGAUGACCCUCGGGUUGAACAUUCAAAAAGAUCUACCACAUGUGGCUUUCUCUCUCUCACAAAAAGCACUGAUGAGCUGACAAUGGAAGAGCUGCUUCGGCUGGAGGUUUCCCGGAUUAAGAUUUUCUAUCGCAAGUUUGCCAGUGUGGUUACCCAAUACCUAGAUGAAGAGAUGACAGCCACCACUAGACGCCUGGUGGAAUACUUUGCUAAUCAACAUAACUGUUCACUAGAAAUGGAUCUUCAGCUUUAG
This is a messenger RNA of Nanorana parkeri, 489 nucleotides long. Its product is annotated as baculoviral IAP repeat-containing protein 5.1-like. The record is from RefSeq and is a predicted model, not a curated record. The transcript has 4 exons. NCBI's taxonomy places the organism in Eukaryota, Metazoa, Chordata, Amphibia, Anura, Dicroglossidae. Bases 1 to 489 code for a protein of 162 amino acids.